AUGACACAAGAACUCGUGUUCGCACCGCAUGUAGCGCAAAAAGAGAGGCGUAAACAGAAUCACGUAUUUAGCUAACAAGCACCGUCAGCAAACACUUUGAAGAAGUCUGGCCUGUGGUGAUCACAACAUGAUUCCAUUGAGGAAAUCAUAUGAGCACGAACGACUGCUUCAGAUGUGGCCGCCCUGGGCACUGGAUCAAAGACUGCCCUAAACCCGGUUCACGUGCACGCGGCAGGGGCCGGGCACGGAGCAAAGACAAUUGCUAUCGUUGUGGAAACCACGGUCACAUGGCAAGGGACUGUGAGCAAUCUGAGGAUGCUUGCUACAACUGCCACCAGUGUGGCCACCUUUCCCGAGAUUGCAAGGAGCCCAAGAAGGAGAGAGAGCAGCUCUGCUACUGCUGUGGCAAAGCUGGCCACAUGGCCCGCGAUUGUGAACAUGUCAACGAGCAGAAGUGCUACUCGUGCGGAGGAGUUGGCCACAUUCAGAAACUUUGCAGUAAAGUGAAAUGUUACAGGUGUGGCGAGACCGGUCACGUUGCAAUGAAUUGCGCCAGUGAGUUGAACUGCUACAACUGUGGGAAGUCAGGCCACGUGGCAAAAGAGUGCACCAUUGAAGCCACCGCAUAAUCAGUGCCCUUUGCUGCCCCUCCUUUAUUCAGAUUGAUGGUUGGUUGUAUUAUUUUCUCUGAAUCCUCUUCACUGGCCAAAGGUUGGCUAACAGAGGCUAGUCCCAGGCCAGUGAGCCUCUCGACAUGUAAUAAGAUGAAAGGGGUGAAAAGAUAUCUUUCUGCAUUCAAUACAAAAAUGUUUUAGUUUGGUAGCGGUGUUAUGUAUAAUGCUUUGUUAAAGAAUCCCCCUUUCCAAGCUACUGGUGAUCAGAGAUGAAAGAAUGGGACUAAACAUAUGGGAUAUAUAGGACCUCUGAGCUUGUGCAAGUGAGUCUCAGUGAGAUCAGAAAGAAGGGAGUAAAUGGAAACCUGAACUUCCAUUUAUGGUUAUUUUGGUUUGUUUUAGUGGGAUAAGAUACGAGUUGGCCAAGAGAGUAUGACAUGGGAAACGGUUCAUAACAUGAUGCAUCUGAGCCCUACAAGCAGCUAAGUGGGCGUGACAUAAACUACAUGCUAUAUUGCUAAGAUAUAAAAUUUUGGAGGUAUAAAAAGAAUCAAGUUCUUUUAUAGAAAUCUGUUUACAAUUUAAGUAUCACUUAAUAGUCCAAGGUAGAUAAUUCCUUUUAAAAUGACUGGAGAAAUUUGGAGUUCUCUUUGUUGUUUUUCUUUUUCUUUUUUUUUUUUUCUUUUUUUCCAUUUUUGUUAAAACCUUGGCGGAAAAUAGCAUCAAGAACAGUUGUCAGAUUAGCAGAAUUAGGAGUUAUUUGGGAACAGAAAAUGUUUUCACAGAAAUCAAAUGUUAUUUUUGUACAAUAUCACUUAAGACUACUGUAAAAAUACCAUUUGCUUGUACUCAGUUUUUAAGUCGGGUGGAAAAUGCAACUGAAGUCCUAGAAAAAUAGAAAUGUAAUUUUAAACUAUCAAUAAAGCUGGAGGAGCACGGGGAGGAA
Messenger RNA from Myripristis murdjan (pinecone soldierfish), 1560 nucleotides. It is a transcript of the gene cnbpa, whose product is annotated as CCHC-type zinc finger, nucleic acid binding protein a. Bases 150 to 629 code for a protein of 159 amino acids. The record is from RefSeq and is a predicted model, not a curated record. The transcript is spliced from 6 exons. Gene Ontology annotation, molecular function: nucleic acid binding; zinc ion binding. NCBI's taxonomy places the organism in Eukaryota, Metazoa, Chordata, Actinopteri, Holocentriformes, Holocentridae.